Hemibagrus wyckioides is the source of this 2137-nucleotide messenger RNA. It is a transcript of the gene ptger3, whose product is annotated as prostaglandin E receptor 3 (subtype EP3). Lineage: Eukaryota; Metazoa; Chordata; Actinopteri; Siluriformes; Bagridae. Gene Ontology annotation, biological process: adenylate cyclase-activating G protein-coupled receptor signaling pathway; phospholipase C-activating G protein-coupled receptor signaling pathway; intestine smooth muscle contraction. The record is from RefSeq and is a predicted model, not a curated record. Gene Ontology annotation, cellular component: plasma membrane. Gene Ontology annotation, molecular function: prostaglandin E receptor activity.
GCACAUCAGACCGUUAUGAAUGUUCAUAGCAGGAGUCCCGCCUCUGCGCUCAGACGCGUAACGCGAGUCGCGUUCUCUCCCCGCACUCCGUCCCGGCGCUCCUGUGUCUCUCACCACGACCAUGGUCACACAGGCAGGAUGACAUCCAAAUGUGAGCCCGGUCUACCGUCGAACAGCUCAGGAGACGCAAUGUUGGAUUCGAACGCGUCCAAACCUGCGCGCGAUCCCAGCGCGAGCGACAUCAGCAGGAGCGCGACAUGCGGCUCCGUGUCCAUCGCCUUCCCCAUCACCAUGAUGGUGACCGGGAUGGUGGGCAAUUUACUGGCCAUCCUGCUGGUCUACAGUGCGUACAGGCGGAAAGAGAACAAACGGAAGCAGUCCUUUUUGCUGUGCAUCGGCUCUCUGGCGCUGACGGAUCUGUUUGGACAGCUUCUCACGAGCCCCAUAGUCAUUUCCGUGUACAGAGCGGAGCUGCAGUGGGAGCGUGUCGACGUCUCCGGGACUCUGUGCCCGUUCUUUGGCGUGUGCAUGACCACUUUUGGCUUAUGCUCGCUGUUCUUUGCGAGCGCCAUGGCUGUGGAAAGAGCUCUAGCCAUCACCGCGCCUCACUGGUACUCCAACAGCAUGAAGACCACCGUCACCAAGCACGUGCUCGUCUCCAUCUGGUGCCUGGUGCUGUGCUUCGCCCUGUUGCCCAUCAUCGGAGUCGGGAAGUACACCCUGCAGUGGCCCGGUACGUGGUGCUUCAUCAGCACCGGCGACACGAACGUCAGCGGGAACACGUUUUUUGCCGUGACCUUCGCCGCGCUCGGGAUCUCCUCUCUGCUGGUCACCUUCUCCUGUAACGUGGUGACGAUCCGCGCGCUAGUGGCGCGCUGCCGAGUCAAACCCAGCGCGUCGCAGUGGUCCAAGCAGUGGGAGAGACUGACCACUGAGACGGUCAUCCAGCUCAUGGGGAUCAUGUGUGUGCUGCUCAUCUGCUGGUCUCCUUUACUGAUCCUAAUGUUGAAGAUGAUCUCCAACCACACGUCUUCUCACCACUGCAAACCCUCAGCGAUUCCUCUCCUCCCCAGCCGCGACUUACAGAUGGACUGCAACUUCUUCCUGACCGCCAUUCGCCUGGCCUCGCUCAAUCAGAUACUGGACCCAUGGGUUUACCUGCUUCUCAGAGAGAUCCUCCUGAGGAAGUUCUGCCAGGUGGCUAACGCCGUGUCUAACUGUUCUCUGGACGGACAGAAAGAGACGAAGAAGGAAACCGCUCCAGAUGCUGCAAAGGAUCCGGCCAAGGAGAACGAUGAGUGUAAGAAACUGGCUUCUCCCGAUCCUGGUGGAAGUGCACAAGCGUGACUGCAGUUAUUUAUGGAAAGCUGUCUUUAUAUAAACGUGCGCUCAUGGACCACGACAUUGGCAUGCGUACGAUUAACCUCAUUCUACCCGACGCUGGCUUUUUGUAUCUCAGCGUGACGCCUGAGCACGCGCGAGUCCGGCAUGCAAACACUCGCCGCUUAUAAACAACUACAACCGCUCGACUCUGGCGUUUGUCCAUGUUGCUAAAUAAAUUCUCAUCCUGUGAAGCCAAACGCCACAAGCCGAGAUCUGGACCCUGUUCUUCUUUAUACGUUGACUUAACAAACACAAAAUGACAUGUUCCAGACGCGUAAGUCAUUCCAAUCACACAAGAACGGGAUUAGCGCAGCCGGAUCGAGUUAUCCGAGAUAAUUCCACGCGCCGACGUUAACCGGAAAGCAGCGACGGAACCCGAGAAGCUGCAGAAAAGAUUUUGCUAACACUUUUUAUGAAGGUCAUAUUUAAAAUAAGCUAAAAACACAUCCGUAUCUUGUUAUAAUGCGUUCAUAAACGAAAGGUCAUUGUCACGUUACAGCUUUAAAGGAAUCUGAAUGUAGGUGCGGUAUUUUAUAGCUAUCUUUAUCAUGAGUUUAUCAUGAUUCAUUAAAACCAUGCAUUAUUAAAGCUCAUAAUGCUUUAUAUCAUCAAUACUAAUGAAUCUCAACCACUCUGGCAGUUUGUAUAGUGCAUUAUGACUUUUUGCAGCUUCUGGAAGGACUCCUGCAGUGUACGUUUGGUCGUGAUUAAACUGUGAACAAUAAAAGGAAGGAAAUUCUGCUGAUUUAUUCAA